AUGCCGAGGGCUUUCCUUGUCAAGAAGACCAGGACAAACCAACACGAGCGACUGGAAAGAGACUACAAUACAGAUGCUGUUGAAGAUGUUGACUUAAAGAAACCUCUUAAAGUUGACAUUUACCCAAGUCGCUAUAAUGCACUUGAUUCAUAUGAGCCAAGCACCUUCAAAGAACAGUCAAAACACCGCAUCACUUUUUCUAACUAUUUAAAAACUGAAGAACAGAGUGUGCUAAACCCUGUCGCCCAAACACAAUCCGCACGUUGUGUUGAGGAGCGUGGUCUGGAUCCUACGCCAGAACCGAUUGAUUUAUCACGGCUUAAAUAUUCAAAACAGUCACCCUUACGUAUUUCAUCCACGUCUGCCUUUGAACAUGUUCGACCAAGUUAUGUUCAAGCAGACGACAUUCAAAGCAGCGCCACACCAAAGUUAUAUUCAAGUGAUUACUUGGAUGGCGAAUCAUGGGAAGGCAAGUCAGGUACCUACAGAGAUGAACCGCUAGAUCUUCAAGUGAGACGUCACGGUGUCAUCACACCUGAUAGUGAGUCUACACAUUCAAAUGAAACUGUGACUCCAGUCGAAGUUGUUUUACCGCGCCCGUGGAAUCCAACUCGAUUCCAACGAGGGCUUGGUGGCCCUACACCAGCUUCAGGUCUACGCUCACUCACAGUUGGCGAUUCACCAACCCAAUCACCUUCACUUCAAGGCGUGGACUUUAACCGUUACUCUACUGACUGGGGUAGCGGGCUUGAUGGCUACAGGUCAUUCUGUAAACAAGAGCGCGUGAUGGUAUUGACCUCCGAUAGCCCAGUUAGAGAAGGUGGCUUUGAGGUUUCAAGUCGAUACAACCUUGAAGAUCCAUACACAUACCACACCAAUACCACCUUAAACGUCAACCACCCACCAACCCAAGGUGUAAGACAUCACAAGAGCUUAAGUCCAUCUCAAGUUCAAGCCGGCUUCUUAUCACAGCACGGGAACUUCUUGAGAAGUUCAGAGCAUCCGAAAGAGCGUGUGCUAUCCAAGAGGUCGGCUAGGCAACCUAUACUGGGUUUGGAGUACAUCCAGAACAACCCAGAUUGCCAGGACAGAAAUGAACUAUCAAACGAUGAGGCAGUCACGGAGGAAAACGAUCCUUUCUUAUCGCAUGAUGAGAGCAAGCUUGAUGACGUAGUGCAAAGCCCCCCAAGCUACCAACAAACUCCUGAUAUCAACAACGAAGAAACGUCGGACCAACUCGACCUGAAGCCCACACAGCACAAGAAGUACAUAUGUGACGUCUGCGGGAAGGGGUUCAGCCGAAGUAACACAUUGGUAACACACAAGCGCAUCCACACUGGUGACAAGCCGUUCAAAUGCGAGCUGUGCGGCCGGGCCUUCAGGCAACCCGGAAACCUUACACGGCACCGGCUCACGCACACUACGGUCAAGCCAUAUGUAUGCCAACAGUGCGGCAAGGCCUUCAAUCGUGCAUCCAACCUCCAUACCCACAUGCGAACUCACACCAACUACAAGCCGUUCAUUUGCCAAUACUGCGGCAAGGGAUUCCACCAGAAAAUCGACAUGAAGAUACACUCCUAUACACACACUGGUGAAAAGCCGCAUAAGUGCAAGAAGUGUGGGCGUGGUUUCAAGCAGUUAACCCACCUGACAUAUCACAUGAGAACCCAUUCUGAGGUUAAGAUGUACACAUGCGCAUACUGUGGGAAAGGCUUCAACCAGAAAGGAAACCUUCAAGCUCAUAUUUACGGGCAUACAGGUGAACGACCAUACCACUGUGAAGUAUGCAAUAAGGGGUUCACCCUAGCCAGUACACUCAACACUCAUAGACGCACCCAUGCAGACAAGAAACCAUUCGCCUGCCAAUAUUGCGGCAAAGACUUCUACCAGAAAAACGCCCUCAAAAGUCACAUGAUUGCCUCACAUCCAUACACAGGAGAGAGUCUUCUCUAA
Molecule: messenger RNA, 1953 nt
Organism: Asterias rubens (European starfish)
Lineage: Eukaryota; Metazoa; Echinodermata; Asteroidea; Forcipulatida; Asteriidae
Product: zinc finger and SCAN domain-containing protein 21-like
Exons: 6
Coding region: 1-1953 (650 amino acids)
Cellular component (GO): nucleus
Source: RefSeq, a predicted model, not a curated record